This is a messenger RNA of Akanthomyces muscarius, 291 nucleotides long. RefSeq lists its product as uncharacterized. The record is from RefSeq and is a predicted model, not a curated record. The transcript is spliced from 2 exons. Lineage: Eukaryota; Fungi; Ascomycota; Sordariomycetes; Hypocreales; Cordycipitaceae. The coding region runs from base 1 to 291 and encodes 96 amino acids.
AUGCGUGUGCCGAUCGAGGUCGAGGAGCGCUUCGCCAGUGGCUUUGGCGACUGGCGUCAGAGGCGGCUCACAGCCAGGGAAAUCGCCAUGCUGCAGCUGAUGAACAUUGUCACAGACCGGCCAAACUGGAGCGUGGAGAUUUAUGAGUCAACGGUGAUUGCGCAUUGGGCGAGCGAAUUGUCAUCGUCAGAGCUGAUCAGCCCAGCUGCAUGGAGUUGGUGUGUGGCAGAGCUGCGCGACAAGGCGCUGUAUCAUGGCAUGUUCAACCUGACGGUUGGCUGCCGAAGUUGA